This is a messenger RNA of Drosophila erecta, 908 nucleotides long. RefSeq lists its product as uncharacterized. Bases 13 to 849 code for a protein of 278 amino acids. The record is from RefSeq and is a predicted model, not a curated record. Lineage: Eukaryota; Metazoa; Arthropoda; Insecta; Diptera; Drosophilidae. The transcript is spliced from 2 exons.
CACACAGUCAAGAUGCAGAGCUUUCUUGGAGUAGCACUCGUUCUGGCUCUUUUGAGCUUGGUGGCCAGUCAGGCGCGGAACAGCUCCCAGUCUAUGGAACUGUAUAUAAUCCAGAAUCAGCGGCAGUUCGAUGCGAAGAUCAAGCAGCUGGCAGAUGAAUUAGCCAACGUUAAGAAUCUAUUUCAAAAGCAACUGACUGCCAUAGACGUGCAGGCGGAUUCGAUGCAGCUUAAGCUGGAACAAGCCAUCGUCCACCUGGAUCCCAUUAUUCUGAUCGAUUCCUGGAGCAAACAGUGCGUUCAGAACUACAGCUCUUCUAUACCCACGAUCACCGUGGCCAGAGACUCCAUUAUUAAGUGCAAGGAGAGUAUUAGUGGCAUUUUUAAUGCGCCUGAUAACAACUACAACACCCUAAACAACUACUAUAAAAAUAACGUGAAGAAUGGCUUGGCGCAGUGCCUAAAACUGCAUCAUACUGCUCAGAUAAAUUACACGCUCUGUGUAAUCAAAGUGAUUGAUGAUGCCAAUAAGUACACUAUUAGCACACAGAACACCUUCCAUACCAACCUCAGGAGUUCCGAAUGCACGGCUGAUAUUCGCAUAAGAACCUCCUGGCAGUGCUCCUUUGGACAGGUGUACUCCAUUACCACCAAAGUGGAGCAGGCCCUGCAGCUCAUCUACUCCUGCAUUUCCAAUAAGAUAAUCUGCGGCUCAUUUGAAAGGCAAGACUGUCCGUAUAAGUCAUACGUAACUCUGGCGGAGAUCAAUCCUCUUAACGAUACCAUCCUGAAUCCCUUCAAGGGUGUGACCAAUGAUAUGAAAUGUCUGGAGUUCCAGAUCAAGCGAUAAAUUAACGCGAAAGAUGGAAGUCCUUUGAACAUUUAAAGAUAUUCAAUUCAAUUCAAUUG